Messenger RNA from Oikopleura dioica, 204 nucleotides. The record is from the annotation of a GenBank genome assembly. Lineage: Eukaryota; Metazoa; Chordata; Appendicularia; Copelata; Oikopleuridae.
AUGAAGAGAAGAUUCGGAUUGAGCUUGGAAAAGGAUGGACCUUAUGCGAUUCUGGUCGUUGCUUCUACCGCUAUCCUUUCUGGCUUUUGCUUCGGAUUUACGGGCUUUCAACAAGUUUUAACUGCGCAAUGGAAAGUGCACUUUCAGCUUCCGAUUCAGGUUGCUUCAUUGCACCAGCGUUUUUCUCAGGAAAAGUUGGAAUAA